AUGAAAUUUACCAAGACUUUUACCAUCCAGAAUCCGCUCCGAUUAAAGAAGCCGACGUCUACGUUCCUGGGAAGUGGGAGGGGGGAUAAGGAAGUCGAUCAUAAUGAGACCAUCAAAAGAUGGACCAGAGAUACUAUCCGCACGGUCGCCGAUUCGACGUCGAGGGCUGAUUACGACGUUGAAACCCUCAGGAGGCUAACCGACAACCUUCUGACGUCAAGGCGAGAUGUGACGCCAGACGAGUUGGAUGCGCUCAUAGAAGAAUUAAUCCAAGCGCAUUCGCAAAAACACAUUGCCAUCAUGGCUACUAUGCAUAAGGCCAGCCGGGAAGUUGUAAUGGCGAAUCUGCAGAGAGAACUCCGAGCGAACGCUAGAUCUCGGGAUGGAACUGCAACUGCCCUUCGACUGGUUGUGGAAGCAGCCCAGGGCAACUUUGCGAUGAUUGCUCGCGCGGAAGUUCAAUGGGCAGAUGCGCUGCUCGCCCUCUCAACGGCCGGCCUAGAGGAUAUUUGUGGUACACUCAAGUCGUAUUCAAAUCUACUCUCUACUAGUGCACCAGUUUUCUCAGUCCUUGACAUGUCGAUGGCAACCCAGAUCCAAUACAGAGCAUGCCAACAGUUUUCGCUGGUCGUGAGGGAUUUGUUGCGAGAUUGCCGGCUCCAGAAGGCUUACACCGCAUGUAUUUGGCUCUCUCGGUUGAAUCCGACUUCAAGACUCACGCGCAUGCUUGAUGAAGUAUGUCAAGAUUGGCGCACAUGGGCGGCCUGGAGACCGAAUGAGUCCCGUAUCCAACGCUGGGCCACCUUGGACAGUCAAAAGAGAAAAGCUCUUACCGAUGUUCUACGCCUGGAGGGUCCAGAUGAUCCAACCGGCACUGACAGCACACGAAUGGCAGGCGUGCUCUCCCGGUUAGACUCGAGCUCAGUGAUUCACUGCGGGUCUACCAUUAUUAUGGUCCCUGAGCGCGAAGAUCCUUCAACGACUUUAGAGCGCAUACUUGUUGUUCUGGAUGCCGUCAUUGAGCAGGAUUCAAGUAGCCUUUCGGCAUUUACAAAGACAUUUCUCGAUAAUACUACGACUACCGAGCAGGUUCAAACAGUCGACGCUGCGCUUGUCACGAAGGACUCUUCAAUCAUCGCAUCGGUACUGCCGUUCAUAGACAAUACAAACGGCAGCUCAGCAGGCGGGCCUCUGCAACUAAUCUCGGCUCUGAGCAAAGUCGACGAAGGAGGCGACCAACUUCGUGAGCUGAUGACCCCGAGCAUCUUGGAAGCAAUUCCGACAUAUCUCGAGCUGGGGCAGAUGGAAUUUCAAGAUUACGCUGAGAAAGGCAUGCCCCUCGAGAGUGUCGGCAUGCACUUUGCGAACCGCCUAUACCGGCUGAAAGACGCGGCAUGGUUGGUUCCUAGGCUCCAACCCGACGCAAGAGACCUCCUCCAUCGUCUCGUCCCAGUCGACAUCCUGCAAGCGGCACUGAGCCUGCAUGAUACGUUAUGGCAAGGGUCCGACAGACCGACGACCGGGCUCGUCGUAAUGCUGAAAGCCUACUGUCGAGGGCAGCUUACAGACCAAGAUGAAUGUAGCAAGGAAGAAAGAGCGUUCAUUAGCGGAAUGCUUCAGAUUUGGACCCGUUCCAGGAACCCCCAUCAUCGCAAGGCGGCCCUUGUCCUGGCCCAGGCAACUCACAUCCCCGUCGAUAUCAGGCACUCUUGUCUGACGAGCUUACCCUCUGUCUCCGAGAUGUUGAUGGAAGCCGUAUGCGAGAUGGAGAACAUCGAGAGAGCUUGCUUCCGCAUCACCCGGGCUCUCGCUCCGGCAUCCAGCGGCCAUGGGCAAAGAAAUGAGGUUCUAAGCUCGGUUAAAGGCCGCUGGAUCGAGCUUCUCGAGGCCCUCAUCCACAGCCAAGGUGCGGAUUUGGCCCAAAGGAUGUGCAACUCACUGACAGUGAAGCAAUGGUUCCAGUGGCAGGACGGCCUGCGAAAACUCUUCCUAGAUGGGGCAGGGCAACAGCAGCGGCUGUCGACUCCCCUGCUCCAACGCUCCUCCCUACACUGGUCGGGGCGGCUCUCCACGGAGUUCUCGCGUGAGCUAGAACUCGUACAGGAGGCCACCAACGGGCCUCAGAUCCGGCACAUCCUACUCCAACAAGAAGAUAUCACGGUGAUCGGGCAGCUGCUGCGGGCGAUGAAGCUGGCAAACAGUAACAGCGACAUACCUAGGCCGGUUGUUGUUGGCAUCCUGUCGAAUCUUCGCGCGGAUUGCAGGAACACACAAGCGAUCACGGACGCCCUGUCUCGACUCACAUUCAUGUCGGCAAUAGGCAUUGCCGCUGCGGAAAGACUUGUUGGAGCAUUGGCUUUCAAUAGGCAGCGGAAUUUCAAGGACUUUCUCUCAACUGUGCCGCAAGCUUCUGAGUUGGUGGAUUCGGACAUCAGGGCGAUGAAUUGCAUUGCAGCUGUAUAUACAUAG
This is a messenger RNA of Lindgomyces ingoldianus, 2469 nucleotides long. RefSeq lists its product as uncharacterized. The coding region runs from base 1 to 2469 and encodes 822 amino acids. The record is from RefSeq and is a predicted model, not a curated record. The transcript has a single exon. NCBI's taxonomy places the organism in Eukaryota, Fungi, Ascomycota, Dothideomycetes, Pleosporales, Lindgomycetaceae.